CUAUAACGUUACUGCAAUAAUACUAAACAUCAAAACCUUUACAAUUAACGCCAGUAAUGUUGUGCUACUUUUGCUUCACUUUAGUGAAUAAUAGCCACUGCUAAUACUUCCUUGCCUUAAACGUUACUUUCGUGAUAUUAAGAAUUAUUUACCUUACUUGUAGUUAAUAAUGUAUUUUCAGGAUACUUCCCAUGUGCGUCUUCGACGGAGACAUUUUUUUUUCAUGUGAAGACUAGUUCAAUUCAGCGGCGAUGGUAAUGGUUAGGAAAGCCUCCAGAAAUGCUGGGAUCUACACACAGACACACAAAUCCCGCAAAAGGACUCAUCAUCGGCCCCAGCCAACCAGAACCAUCAUGACCCGCAGCCAGUCUAACACCACCAGCGGUAGCUUCUUCCACAGGCUCCCGUCAGAGGUGUUUGACAUGAUCCUGGAUAAACUGUCUGAGGUGGAGAUCAGUGUGUUCAGCAUGGUGUCCAAGGAAAUCACUACAUUCAUUAUGAACUACAUCUCCACACUGGCCUGGAAGAAUAAAACGAUCAUUCAAAGCUUUCACCACUCCACCUGCCUUGAACAGAGAUCCAUUAUCGGACAUUACAGAGACCUGGGUUUGUUGUUCAAGAGAUGUACCCUGUUGCUACCAACAAAGGACAGGUUAAAGUUUAUCUUUAGCAAGUUUUCACAGAUUCCAUGCUUCCUGUUGGAACAGUGUUUGGCACCAGACUGCAUUGGCUUCUCCAGCUACGGAGUCUUCCUCCAGACACUGAUCGCAGGUUGGGAUGAGCUGGAGUGCCACAGAGUCUUCAACUUCCUUUGUGACUUCACAAAUCUGCUGCAAAAAAUAGAGGCCGUCAUCACUGGAAAACCAGGGGUGAGGUGGUACCAAAAGCUGCAGCUCCGUCUAUUCUGCCGUCAGGUUCUGUUGGACCCAUGGCCCAACCAGUCGGAAUGUCAGUUCUGGCUAAUGCAACUCCUGAAGCCUUGGCCCAUGGUCAGCCAGGCACACUUACUGUUCAUCCUCUAUGGACCUCUGCUGCCUGAGGGCUCCCUCGGUUGGCAGGAUCUGGUGGAGAGGGGGCUGCCUCACAGCGCUCUGUGGGACCUGGCCAGGGCCAUCCUUCUGCUUUUCGGCAAACUAGAAGUCCAAGGCCAGUGCACCAAUUCGCUGCUGUCAAUCUUGGAGGAGCUCAUUGUCAUUCCUCAGCCGUGGCAUGUGGAGAAUGUGGCUCGUCUGUUGGUGCUGUGUGGCAGCAGUCUCUGCUACACUGUUCUAGUCAGCAAGGCUGUCAAUAGACGACUUCUUGAGACAUGCAGACUCAUUGUGUACAUCAUACUGGUGUGUGAGAAAGACGGCUAUCACAUGUCCUGGGCAGUGAAAAUGGUGCAGCAGAUCUGCAAGGUCUUCACCACGGCUCCUGAAAGGUUCGGCUUCAUCCAACAACUGGAGAACAUGUUUUCCGAAGUCACCAGGGAGUUUUUUGAGUUUUCUGUAGCAGGGAACCAUCUUGACGACAGGGAGACUUUCCAGACCCUGUGUAUCCUCCUGGACUCCAGUGCUCGCUUCCACACUAAAUUCCUCCACAUGUUCCUCAAAUAGGAAUGAUGCAGAUUAAAAGUGACAACGGAGAGAAGGAAGAGUUGGGAAAGAAAAAAACGUAA
Molecule: messenger RNA, 1657 nt
Organism: Sander lucioperca (pikeperch)
Lineage: Eukaryota; Metazoa; Chordata; Actinopteri; Perciformes; Percidae
Product: F-box only protein 47
Exons: 11
Coding region: 252-1595 (447 amino acids)
Molecular function (GO): protein binding
Source: RefSeq, a predicted model, not a curated record